CUCUAGGUGGAGUCUGGAGCCCGUUGGACCUUCAGAUGGGAGGAGGCACCAAGGCUUUGUUGUUAUAGUAUAGGCUUAACCACGGCCAGCGUUUCCUUCCCACCGGCUAACGUGUCGUCUGUCCUAUUUUCACCGGAGCAGAGACAGCGAGGAAGGAGACUGCAGCCUGUGUGUCCGAGCGGUCAAGGAAGAAGAAGUGGGGCGAAAGGAGUGACGGAGGCCACCCGCAAACAUAUUCAACAAUGAUCUGCUGCACAAUCCAGAGUAUAUGGCUUCAGCAAGGACCUCCACCCCUCCUACAGAGUCUUUGACAAACUGGGGGAACAGACCCAGUGUCGCCCUCUGACCAUAAAUGUGACUGGUGUCAGACUCCCUCAUUCCUGCUGCAAUGAAGAGUCACAGCCUGCUGUCCCUCACUGUGGUCUUGCUGGGUUGUCUGAGCCUGUGUCUGGCAAGACUCACUCCUAGAGUCUCCUUCCCAAUGGGUAGUCCUGGGAGACGACUCACCCGCUUCAGUAGCCAUGAUGUCUGCAACACCACCACAUUGCUUCUCAGUGAGGGUGGAGACAUGCUGUAUGUAGGAGCCAGAGAUGCUGUGUUAGCACUGGAUGUUAGCCACAAGGACGCCAUCAUACUGAAGACCAAGCUGGACUGGAGCCCUUCAGACAAAGAUGUAGAGCAAUGUUCCAUGAAAGGCAAGAAAAUGGCUGACUGUCCCAAUUUCAUCCGUGUACUGCAGUACUUGAACGCCUCCCAUAUCUACGCUUGUGGAACAUUUGCCUUCAGCCCACGCUGCACCUAUGUUGACUCAGAGACGUUAUCGAUGAGCAUCAAGCCUGAUGAAGGCAGAGGUCGGUGUCCCUAUGACCCCUACCAACGCAACACUGCUAUCAUCGUAGAUGGAGAGCUGUAUACUGGGACAGUGGCAGACUAUAGGGGGAACCGACCAGUUAUCUCCCGGCAUCUCAGUGAGGGCAGGCGUGUUGACCUGAAGUUGGAUGACACAUUGGGAUGGCUGGAGGAUCCGACCUUCAUCAGCUCCAGUUUCAUUCCUGAUGAGGAGAAGAUCUACUUCUUCUUCAGUGAAGUUGGAAGAGAGUAUGACUUCAUCGACAAAUUUAUUGUCUCUCGUGUUUCUCAGAUCUGCAUGAGUGACAUUGGUGGCCAGAGGACCCUGCAGCGACGCUGGACCACAUUUGCAAAGGCUCAGCUAUUGUGCCAGGCUGACAAUGAGCUACCCUACAAUGUGAUCCAGGAUGUUGACACCCUCCCAUCAGCAGAGGGAGCUUCUGCAGAUGACACUCUGUUUUAUGGCAUCUUCACCUCACAGUGGUCUGUAAAUUCUGGACAAUCAGCAGUGUGUUCAUUCCGUUUGAGUGACAUCAAAUCAGUUUUCUCUGGUAACUACAAAGUCCUAAACCGAGACACGUUACAGUGGAGCACACGUGUUCAAGAGAAGGUCGCAAAUCCAGGAGAGUGUGGACUGCACAAUGCAUCAGACAACGCCCUGCGCUUUGUCAAAGAAAAUUUCCUGACAGACGACAGUGUUCGGCCAGUUGGAAGAAGUCUGACCAUGGUAUCUGCUGAGCAUAAGUACAGCCACCUGACUGUUCAGAGGGUCCAGGCUGCCAACAGCAGAGACUACACUGUCCUGUUUCUGCUUACAGAAUCUGGUUACUUACACAAAGCAGUGCUGCUGCCAAGUGGGGCCCAUAUCAUUGAGGAGGUCCAGGUCUUUGAACAGUCUCAGCCUAUCAAGAGCCUGAAGCUAUCCAUACCCAAGGGUGUGAUAUAUGUUGGUACAUCAGAGGGUGUGGUGAGGGUUCCAACAGCAAACUGUUCCUUUUACUGGACCUGUGCUCAGUGUGUGCUGGCCCGAGACCCCUUCUGUGGUUGGGACACUGCCAACAGGGCCUGCGUGGAGGCAUCUAUCACUCAGAUCAGUUUAAGCCAGGAUGUAGACACAGGCAAUGUUGAGGAGGCAUGCAACAGUGUUACAAUACCACAUCGAGCCAGAUUCGGACCAACCAAACUGUCUGCAACAUCAUGUCCUAUAGGUGAGCUGGUGUCUGUCACUCUAAAUGAAGUGGUGCGACUUCAGUGUCCCGCGGCAUCACAGCUGUCCCAGGAGAUGUGGGAGCGUCCUAACAGCCGGCUGUCCUCAGACCUAUACCUGCACCUGGGGGACGGGAGUCUCAGCUUUGUGGCCACCCCUGCCACACUGGGACACUACCUCUGUCUGUCCACUGAGAAUGGCUACCGGCAGACUAUGGCCAUUUAUCAUGUAAAACAGAAGAGCAGUCCAGUGGCUCAAAUUCCAACCAACUACACCCAGCCUCAGACACAACCCAUAACCACAACACAGACUGUGUCUAGAGGUGGACCUGGAUUGCACACCUCUGGGACUCAAAGACAGGAAAUAAGAAAUGGAGAGACUGAGCCAACACUUUCAAGCAGGGACACUCAGGUCAUCACCAGGCAGCAGGGCAGGAACCUGACUAUGUGGACACAUCAAUCUGGGCAGAAGGAGGUUGGCUUUCAGGAUGGGGAGUCUCUGCACUUAGCUCGAGGCCCCUGCUAUCUAAAGGAGCUGGUGGCUGUAUCAGUUCUGCUGGUGCUUUCCCUUAGUUUACUGAUCACCAUGCUUUUGUACGUCAUCAGACAGCGGUGCCACAGCCGAACAGCACCACAUGCAGGGACUCCAACCAGAGACUCAGACAGAAGGACCCCUGUGGAGCAGGAGGCCCUCAGGGGGAACCAGUCUCUUAGUAAACGCAAUGGACAAACCCUGCACAGUGUACAAGCCAGUGGUUCAGGCUGUAAAGGAUCACUGACAGGCUCUAAUGGACAUCUGCCCAACACUCCCAUCUGAACAGUUCCAGAAAUUUUAGCUGUUACAGAUAAGACCAGAUGAGAGUGGUGUAGGGGGUGAGGGGGUUGGUAAUUCCAGUGGUACUUAAUUGCAGACAUAUACUUCUUUUUUGUGUCCAGAAGCUAAAAAACAGGCUGUGACAUUCUGGAUGUUUCACUUACUAGAAUGUGAAAGCUGAUCCAGUACAAUUUGUUCUCUCUGUAUUUUUAUAGUACAGUCAGUCUUUGAUCUACAGCUGCACAAUAUUAGGAAAACAUGCGAAAAACGUUGUUGAAUAUUGCAAUGAUGAUAUCACUUAAUAAUAAUAAACAAAUGCUAGUA
Messenger RNA from Paralichthys olivaceus (Japanese flounder), 3193 nucleotides. It is a transcript of the gene sema4ab, whose product is annotated as sema domain, immunoglobulin domain (Ig), transmembrane domain (TM) and short cytoplasmic domain, (semaphorin) 4Ab. NCBI's taxonomy places the organism in Eukaryota, Metazoa, Chordata, Actinopteri, Pleuronectiformes, Paralichthyidae. Gene Ontology annotation, biological process: negative regulation of axon extension involved in axon guidance; positive regulation of cell migration; semaphorin-plexin signaling pathway. Gene Ontology annotation, cellular component: plasma membrane. The record is from RefSeq and is a predicted model, not a curated record. Gene Ontology annotation, molecular function: chemorepellent activity; semaphorin receptor binding.